This is a messenger RNA of Trichechus manatus latirostris (Florida manatee), 4826 nucleotides long. It is a transcript of the gene POLG2, whose product is annotated as DNA polymerase gamma 2, accessory subunit. The transcript has 7 exons. The record is from RefSeq and is a predicted model, not a curated record. NCBI's taxonomy places the organism in Eukaryota, Metazoa, Chordata, Mammalia, Sirenia, Trichechidae. Gene Ontology annotation, biological process: mitochondrial DNA replication. Bases 1699 to 3075 code for a protein of 458 amino acids. Gene Ontology annotation, cellular component: mitochondrion; cytoplasm.
UUUUUUUUUUUUGCCUCUUUACAAACAUUUGCUCAUGUGCUUGUGUCCUAGACAUCUUAACACAUCAAAAAUCUUAACUGUGUUGGCAUUAGCUCAGUUGCUGUUACUGGCUUUCCAUAAACUGCCCCUUCCUGGUAGUUUAGUGAAGCCUACUAGCUUGUCCUUUCGCAUGGACUUUUAGUCUUUUAUAGUUUCCAUAACUAAGGGAGGCAUGGGUUUUGGGAUCAGCCAUUUUCCCAAAUUUGGGCUGUACCACUUUUCCACUAUUUGGUCUCUCUUGUUAAAAUGGAGAUUGUACGUGUCACAAGUCUCAGCUAAUCGUGGGUGCCUAUAUUUUAUUGUACUUUUUAAGUGGAAGUUUACAAUUCAAGUCAGUCUAAUAAAAAAAUAUACGUACGUUGUUACGUGACCCUAAUCACUGUCUUUCUACUGUGACAGCACAUUCCUUCUUUCCACCUGAUUUAGGGGUCCCUAUAUUUUAAACAGUUUUAAGUCUUGUUGCAUGUUUUGAUGUCAAACCCUUAGAAGGGUCUUCUGAUAAAAGUUGCCUCAGCAUCACCUGGAGGACUUAAUAAAACGUGGCUUAGCCCCAUCCCAGAGUUUCAGGUUCCUAACGUGUUUCCCAGGUGAUGCAGAUGCUGCUAGUUUGGCACUGCCCUUAGGAGAACCACUGAACAUGUAUAAGGGACACCUGUAUACCUUAGCCUCCCCCACCCAGGAGGUUAUUUAUUCAAGUCACAUAACAGCUAAUGCAUUCACCUGGAGUUGCUGUGAAGUUCUAGGGAUCUUUAAAAAUCCACCAUAGAGGACUAUUUUUCAAAAAGAACCAAGGCUUAUUUUUGUGAACACAAGAUUGAAAAGGUACAUUUAAAUGGUGAUUUGGAGAACACUGAAGUAUUCUGAUGCACUAUGUCAUCUUGUACCGUGGUAGCUUGCAUGUUAUGAUGCUGGAAGCUAUGCCACCAGUAUUUCAAAUAUCAGGGUCAACCCAGAGUGUACAGGUUUCAGUGAAGCUUCCAGACUAAGAGAAGAAAGUCCUGGCUAUCUGCUUCCAAAAUACACCAAUAAAAAACCUAUGGAUUACAACAUAAUAUUGUCCAAUACAGUGCUGGAAGAUGACCCCCCUAGGUCUUUGGAAGCCAGUCAAAAUACACAGUAGUCGCAGCAAUGCACGCGUAUGACAAAGAUUGCACACGACUGGACAACGUUUCCCUCUGUUACGCUAAGGUCGCCGUGAAUUGAAGCUGAUCCCAGGACAACUAAGUAUUUUGAUAACAUUCUCUGGGUAGUAAAAAGAAAAUCGGGACGCAAGGUAAAGUUGACUCAGCAGUGGUUAAAGCAGGGUAGUGAAAAAUAGAUGGAAAUAACCCUUAGGUGCUGACGAGAACAAAUGAAAAAAGAAAACUCCAGUAAUUACAAAGGGUAAAGCUUGAGCUGCCAAACACAAAAGAACAACUAGUUAAGAGAGGAUGCACAUCAAAGCCCUACUUCGCCUUAGCGAAUAGGAGUUGAAGGACAGGCCCCGGCAGUCUCCCGCCUGGAGCGCGGUGGCGUACUUCCGUGGGCGGGGCCUGCCGCCCGUGCGCACGCUGGUUUCCGUCGCGCCUGCGCGGUUGGCUCCCGGAGCUUUACUACCAUUGUGGCAGUUAAUUGGGAUCAGCUAACUGAAGAUACAGUGCGCCUUAACUCUAGGGGGAGAUGCGUUCUAGUGCAGCGGUCAGGACCUUCCGUAAAACCUGCAGGUGCCUAUUCUCUGGGUUUGGGGGUCGCGUAGGUGGGGGGCUGCUGGAACGCUUGACGAAAACGAGCAGCUCCCUCGGAAGACAGCUGAGGUGGUACGCGGAGCUCCCUCGGGGGAGCGAGCCGGGAGAAGUCCCCGAGUCCGGCGAGGGGAGCGAGGGGCUCUUAGAGAUCUGUCAGAGAAGGCAUUUCUUCAGUGGAACCCAGCAGCAGCUUAGCCGAGACUCCCUUCUGAGCGGGUGCCACCCCGGCUUUGGACCCUUGGGCAUAGAGUUGCGGAAGAACCUAGCCGCAGAAUGGUGGUCCUCGGUGGUGGUGUUCAGGGAGCAGGUCUUCCCGGUGGACGCCCUUUAUCACGAACCAGGCCCUUCGCUGCCGGGAGACAGUGCCUUCAGGUUAGUUUCUGCAGAAUCUCUUCGCGAAAUCUUGCAAGACAAAGAGCUGAGUAAGGAACAUCUUGUAGCAUUUCUUGAGAACUUAUUAAAAACCCCUGGGAAACUACGGGAGAACCUUCUUCACGGUGCCUUGGAGCAUUAUGUUAAUUGCCUGGAUCUGGUAAACAAGAGGCUCCCGUAUGGCCUUGCUCAGAUUGGAGUGUGUUUUCAUCCUGUUUCUGAUAGUAAGCAGACACCUCAUGGUGCUAAAAGAAUCGGUGAGAAGACUGAAGCUUCCCUGGUAUGGUUUACUUCUGCAAGAACUGCAAGCCAGUGGCUUGAUUUCUGGUUACGUCAUCGACUGCUGUGGUGGAGAAAGUUUGCAGUGAGUGCAUCUAACUUCAGCAGCAGCGAGUGUCAGGAUGAAGAGGGACGAAAAGGAAACCAACUUUACUACAAUUUUCCCUGGGGAAAGGAGCCAAUAGAAACCCUGUGGAAUCUAGGCGAUCAUGAACUCCUACACGCUUAUCCUGGAAAUGUGUCUAAACUACACGGCCGAGAUGGACGGAAAAAUGUGGUUCCUUGUGUUCUAUCUGUAAGUGGAGAUCUAGACCGAGGCAUGCUGGCUUACCUGUAUGAUUCUCUCCAGCUAACAGAAAACUCCUUUUCAAGAAAGAAACAUCUUCAUAGAAAGGUUUGUCAAGGGCUAUUUAAUGAAUUAUUAGAAAAUGGAAUUUCUGUGUGGCCUGGUUAUUUGGAAACUGUGCACUCCUCAUUGGAACAACUUUAUUCAAAGUAUGAUGAAAUGAGUAUCCUUUUCACAGUUUUGGUUACUGAAGCGACUUUGGAGAAUGGAUUAAUUCAUCUGAGAAGUAGAGAUACCACAAUGAAGGAAAUGAUGCAUAUAUCCAAAGUAAAAGACUUUUUAACCAAGUAUAUAACAUCAGCUAAGAAUGUAUAGAUUUUAAUAUUUGUAAAAUAAAUAUUUUUCUUUCCUAAUUUGGUUGUUUUAUGUUAGCUUAGUUUUUUUAAGCCUCUUUGCACUUAAAAGUGGACAUUUUUUAUGCUUUCUUUGAUUCAGUUUUUAUUACAUUUCUUGAUGUAUUCUGUUGUAUCAGUUAGGAAUGUGUUUGGCUACAAAAAAUUAUACUAUACUGGAUUAAAAGCAAAUUGGGGUUUUUUCUUAUAUAACAAGAAAUCUAGAGGAUAGGCUUUCUAGAGUGAGGAUAGCUGUUCAUAGUUAGGGGCCCAGGCUUUAUCUUUCUGCACCACUAUCUUUAGUACUGUGGUACAGUGAGUUACUUAAUAUGGCCCUUCUAGCUAUAAUCUUUGUAACCCCACACAGUGAUUGGGUGGGACGACUAUGCAAAUAAAAUGCUUAUGGCCCACCAAGGAGAUUGGACAGCUUGCUGCUAAUGCAAAUAAGGUGCAUGGAACCUUGUGGGGGUAGAUCAUGCAAAUAAGGUAUAUGGAACCCUAACGAAGGGAUUGGUCAGUUUUGCCAUCCCACUAGGCUUAAAGGAAGAUGUGGAGAGAGAUAGGGAGGAGCUGUAACACAGAAGACAGAGACAGCGUUGCAGCAGUAGCAAGAGUGAAAGUGGCAUGAGAUGGCUGCAGUGGGACUUGCUGACCCACAGAGCUAAGAGCUCAGUAACACUUGACUGAGCAGGGCAGAGGUGAGGCCAAGAGGCCACGGGCUAGAAAGAGGCCUUCCUGUCGGCAGAGCUAAGAAGAAGCUGUCCUGAUCGAAGAAUUGUAUCCUGAAUUAUUUCUGAUCCUGAGGUGUACCCCUUUACUUCCCUAAUAAACCAAUUAACUGUAAGCACAAUUUGUGAGUUCUGUGAGAUGUUGCAGUGAGUUACAGAACCCAAAGGUGAGAGGGAGAGUACUGAGGGGAGGAGGAGUAGUUGAUGUUAGAGAUGAUUGAGUGGUUUAUCAGUUUGGAAAAGUUGAACAUUUGGGAUAUCUUUAACCUCCGCCUCAUAGGCACCAGCUUUGUGCUGAUCCUUUUAAAAGAAAUUAUUCAUUUAAGUACUUUAGUUGGCUUUUAUCUUUAUACUUGUUGCCUCGUGAUCAUAAAGGCAGCUGCUUUAUUUCUAGCCUUCGUUCACAGUCUUGAGGGCAGCUGGUCAGAGCAUUUCCUGUUUUUGCAACUCGUCAUCCUAGAUGCCCUGGUGUUAUCCUGCACAUAACCCAUAUUUUCCAUUUUUCUAUUGGAUUAUUGGUCUUUUUCUUAAUGCUUUGUAGGAGCUUAUUAUAUACUAUGUAACUUCGUACUUUAAAAUAUAGGUUGAAACUAUUUUCUUGUAGUUGUUCAUUUGAUUUGGUUUAUGGCUUUUAUAUGUAUAUGUAUUUUAAAUAUUUCAUCUAGUAAGUGUUUUUAAUAGUAUUUUAUUGAGUUUUUGGUGAACGUUUACAUAGCAAGUUAGAUUCCCAACUGACAGUUUCCACACAAAUUGUUCAGUAACAUUAGUUACGUUUAUCACAAUGUUUUGACAUUCUCUUUAAUUGUGUUCUGUUUGUUCCAUUUCCCAUACUCUGGUUUCCCUGUAGUCAAAUUUAAUAAUCAUUUAUAUCUUCUGGGUUGUGAAUCACACCUAGAAAAGCCUUCCCCAACUCAAGAUUAUUUUUAAAUUCCCUGUUUUCUUCUAGCACUUAUGUGACUUUGUUUUUAUGUAUUUUAAUAUCUGAUCUAUCUGAAUUUUGUUGUAA